AUGAGUGAUGUCGAUAUGGACGAGCUCGCGGGUGGAGAGGAUUAUGAGCGUGAGAGAUUGGAGAAUAUCAGAGAAAGAGAUGCCCUCCUCCAAUCCCUCGGCCUCGAAUCCAAACCCCGCCUUCCUCCACCUACCAGCACGCCUGUCAAGAGAUUGACGCUUUCGAAAGAAGAGAAGCAGAGGAGGAAAGUGUCGAAAAUGAAGGAGCUGGCUGUUCGGCGGGAACAGCCAACGAGGAAGAGUAGGAGGGUUGAGGCGAGGGAGGAUGGGAAGGGAAGGGAGGGGCGGGAUAGGCGCACGUCAACGCGAAGAACACCCUACCCUGGCCCCCGGUACGACCCCCUACCCAAAGCUAUUGCCCCCACCCUCGCUCCCGGCCCCGACUACGCAGAAGGUGAAGGCGAAGCGUAUGAACGCGCCCCAAGACCGACGAGAGGGCAAGAUGGGCGGCUGGAGUUUGAAGGUCGGUUCAAGGGGGUUUUUGCACCGAAUCUGACGCCGGAGGAGAUGUUUGCUGGGGGGGCUUUUGGGGGUGGGUUCUUUAGGGAUGUGUACUCGCGCGUUACCAACAGGCAGUUGUCCUCUGCAGAAGACACAGCCUCCCUCCCAUUCACCCUCCCUCCCUCCCUCCACCCCGUCCUCCUCACCUCCCCAACUCCCCAAGCAUCGGUCAACAGAUUCAAAGUCUCCGCAGGGCAGAGUCUGCAAGAGUGGGAAAAAGCCGGGUGGAUUUGGGCAGGGGACCCGAGAGGUUGGGCGGAGUGGUAUGUGAGGUUUUGGGAGGGGAGGAGGUGUGGGGAUGAUGCGCGGCAGGUUAAUCGAUGGCUUAAAGUCGCCGGCCCCACGGGGAGGUUCAAACGCGCCCUCCUCAAAAAAAUGCUACAGGCAGGCGGGAGGGAGAUGGUGGAGGAUGAAGAUGUGGGGAGGGUGUUGAGGCAGUGUUUGUGGCAGUGGGGGUAUGUGCUGGAUGGGGGGGAGUUUGAGAGGGCGAUGGCUUCUUAG
Molecule: messenger RNA, 1002 nt
Organism: Cryptococcus amylolentus CBS 6039
Lineage: Eukaryota; Fungi; Basidiomycota; Tremellomycetes; Tremellales; Cryptococcaceae
Exons: 5
Coding region: 1-1002 (333 amino acids)
Source: RefSeq, a predicted model, not a curated record